Molecule: messenger RNA, 1395 nt
Organism: Armigeres subalbatus
Lineage: Eukaryota; Metazoa; Arthropoda; Insecta; Diptera; Culicidae
Exons: 1
Coding region: 121-996 (291 amino acids)
Source: RefSeq, a predicted model, not a curated record
UUGAGCUAGUUCUCUGCCUUUCUUCACACUUUUUCUCCUUCGAGGAUUUUAUCUAAUGAACUGUCAGUGGUUAUGUGACAAGUGCCUUCGAUUAAGCAAAUUCAUCAAAGACGUCGAAUAAUGGCUUCUAAAAACCGAUCAAAUGUGGAAUUGUUUGAUUAUUUCAAAAAUAAAAAGUGGAUUUCGGAAGAUGGAAAAGAGAUGAGUGCAGUAACAUGUAAUCUGUGCAACGAUCCUGAAAGAACAAUUAAAUGUUCCGCCAAAUGGAAUUUGAAACGGCACAUUAUUCUCAAGCACAAGGACAAGGCAAUAGAACUUGGUUUUCAGGAGGAAGCUGUGUGCUCCGAUUCUUCAAUAUCGUUAACAACUGCUCCAGGAACUAAGAAGAGAGUUUCUUUUACAGUAGAUCCGAAUCGCUACAUAAUGAAUUUGGUGCAAUGGGUAACAGUUGGCAACGUACCUCUUCAGUUUUUCAAUCUGGAAUGCGUUCAGGAAGUUCUCCAUCCGAUUCACGAUUCAUUGAAAAUUGGUCAUAUGAAUCGUCAUAACGUUAUCCAGUACAUUCACGAGGUUACUACAAAACUAGUAAAAUUCAUUUCCUUGGAGUUGAAUGGAAAGCAAAUUUCGAUUAAAGCAGAUAUUGCCUCACGAAAGGGUAGAACAAUACUCGGAAUCAAUGCACAAUUUAUUAAGCAAGGUCAAAUUGUCGUUCGUACAUUGGUUAUGUGCGAAAGAUUCGACAGGAACACGGCUGAGAACAUCAUGGAAGAAGUUUUGAAAGCGCUGUCGACAUUCGGCGUCGAAUUGGCCCAAGUGUAUAGUAUCACUACUGACAAUGGCAGCAACAUGCUGAAAGCCUCAAAACUUCUCCGGAACUGCCAGGAGCUUAACGAUAACAUCAUGGAUGAAUGUGAGGAUAUCGAUGCCAAUAAAAGUUACUUGGAUACUGUACAAGAUGACAUAACGGACAUUGAUGACGAACUCUCAGAAAGGUAAGUGAAUAUUUGUAGCGGUGGUCUAAUAUAUUUGACUUAUUGCUUAUACUUGAAAAUUUAGCGAAAACUCUUCAACUGAUACAUCCGAUUCCGAGAUGCACUGGGACGAUGAAUUUCAACUGCAAGAGAUCCAAGAUGAACUUCCAGUAAUAGAAAAGGCAAGUCUCAUAGGAAUAAGGUGCGCGGCACAUACAGUACAACUUUCAGUGUUAGACGUUUUGAGAAAGGAUUCGCUUGCCAAAUUCCUGAAGAAAAUCCGGAAGCUUGUGAAAAUUUUGAGAGCCCAGCCGUAUGGCAACUCAUUCAAGCUUGACAAAUCGAGGAAACUUCCGUUUCUUGAUGGUGACACGCGCUGGGGCUCAUCUUACUUGAUGGUUGAUUGUCUUCUACAGCAGCAAGA